Molecule: messenger RNA, 1413 nt
Organism: Trichoderma atroviride IMI 206040
Lineage: Eukaryota; Fungi; Ascomycota; Sordariomycetes; Hypocreales; Hypocreaceae
Biological process (GO): G protein-coupled receptor signaling pathway
Cellular component (GO): cytoplasm
Molecular function (GO): G-protein alpha-subunit binding; guanyl-nucleotide exchange factor activity
Source: RefSeq, a predicted model, not a curated record
AUGUCCGGUGUCCAGUUGGGCACGGCAACGGGCCCUGCUAAGCUUAAGGCAGUGACUGAACUGGUCAAUAAGCUUACAGAAGAUCUCGAUAAAGCCUCGCUUCUCCCCAAAGACCGAGAUGAGGCAUUGGAGGAACUCAAGAUCUACGGACGAGAUGCCCGGAAUGCAGAUCCUAUUUUCACCAAGGAGGGUAUCUCUAUGCUCUUACGGCAUGGCUUCCAAAGCUCGUCUAGUGAUACGUCUCGAGCUGCCUUGAGAGUUCUGGCCAAUUCCAUGCUGCUAAAGGCCGAAACACGGCGGAUGCUUGUAGACCAGGGAUUCGCUACGCAAGCCUGUGACGGACUAAAGACCGAUAAUUGGGAUAACGAGUUUCUCCAUUCCCGCGUCUUAUUGCUUUCCACUUAUGGUACUAAAGAGCAUCUAAGUAAUCUCAUUACUGAGCAUCAUCUUGCCGAGAAUAUCACGGAAAAUCUCAAUCGCCAUGCUAAGCUGGCCGCCACCAAACCCCAGCAGCCACAGCCUAUGGAGGACAUGGCGCUCUCCGAAACUCUCAAACUGCUGUUCAACGUCACUCACUUCUGUAAAGACGAGGCUUCUCACUUCAACACUGCCGUUCCACACAUCGCUGCGUUAUUAUGGAAGCAAGAUAUCCCAAGUUCUAAGCCCCUGGACUCGCCCUUUGGACCAUUGGUCAGCGCCUUAAUCAACCUUGAUAUAUCUACGGCCACAAACCAAGCUGUUAUAUACCCAAGCUCCGAACCCAACAAGGUUGCUGCUAGGCUGAUAUCUCUCCUCGAUACCGCAAUGGCAACUUAUAACGACAAUGAACUCGAAACCACGGUCACUCCUCUAGUCAGCGCAAUGCUCAAAAUUAGUGAGCAUGCUCCUAGCUCGGUGCGCGAGUACAUUGGCAGCAAAAUACUGCCAACUACAGAGGAUCGGAAAUCAGUCCUCGGCAGAGGCACGACACUCUCUGCAAGAUUGCUGAAGAAUUCUACCAACGCAAUGACACCCGCGUUGCGAGAUACAAUUGCCCACCUUCUCUUCGAGAUAUCGGAUAAAGAUGCAUCGAAAUUCGUAGAGAACGUUGGAUACGGGUUCGCUUCUGGCUUUUUGUUCAAAAAUAACGUGCCCGUUCCUGAAAAUGCGUCAACGACCUUCAACGCAGACGACUCCACGGGUGCUCAGAGGAUGGUGAAUCCCAUAACUGGACAAUUUAUGGACCAGGAAAAGGUUUCAGAGCUGCCACCAAUGACUGAAGACGAGAAGCUGCGCGAAGCAGAAAGGUUAUUUGUGCUCUUUGAACGACUUAAGAAGACCGGCAUUAUAGACGUCGAAAAUCCUGUUGUGCAAGCAAUGCAAGAAGGGAGAUUCCGUGAACUCGAUGACGACGAAGUUGAGGAGCUUGACUGA